Messenger RNA from Mustela lutreola (European mink), 452 nucleotides. RefSeq names its product ankyrin repeat domain-containing protein 26-like. The transcript is spliced from 3 exons. The record is from RefSeq and is a predicted model, not a curated record. Bases 15 to 350 code for a protein of 111 amino acids. Lineage: Eukaryota; Metazoa; Chordata; Mammalia; Carnivora; Mustelidae.
CUAGUGCGGCCAAUAUGAGGCCAGCCCCAGAUCUGCCUUAUGGUAUAAAUGUUAAUAAUAAUAGCUCGCUAUUCAAUAGAGAUGUUUCUCUAAGAGAAAACAUGGUGAUUCGUACCUCAAACUCAAGGCGUUCAAGUAAUGACAUCGAUACUUACAUCACCAAGGCGCAGAAGGAGUUGGAAGAAACUCUAACUAAAGCAGCAAAGGAAGCUGCUACUGAAUUUGAAUUAGGCUUAUCUGGUGAGGCCACCUCUUUAGGACCUACUUUUGAAAGACGUACAGAUUGUGACAGCAUAAUGAAAGCACACAGAGAGUACUCAGAGUUUCUGAAGCAAAAGUAUAGCAUCUGAAAGAUAAAUAGUAAAAAUUUAUUUACUGGAUGUCUACACAACAUUUUAAUUGUUUCCUGUUAAAUGGAUGAUAUGCAAAAAUCUUUAUUAAAGGAAAAUAUU